GUAGCGGAGAGAGGGCGAGGUACAGCACAACACAAGCGACACCUGCAAGCACUUGACUGGACUAGUAAAGAGACUGUGGACUACUAACGGAAUUAGGAUAAUAUUACCAAAAAUGAUGACAAUGCGAAUCGAAAUGUAAAAGUUCCCCCCCCAAGUUAUUUUGAAAGGGUGAUCGGUGCAUAUUGUACCUCAACUGCGACGCCUGGAAACUUUAGUAACUCGCAGAAAAACGAAAAAAGAAGACGCGAGCGUACAAACAAAUGGACAUUGACACGUGUGCUUGAGUUUUGUCAUUUGUAACAGUUUUCUUUGAAUCGGACAGCUGCGCGCCACGGAAUGUAACAUCUGCCUACCUUAAAUUACCUGGAUUAAAAUCUCAGUGGGUUACUGCUGUCAUUAUCAUAACCAUGAUGCAAACCCUGCUUCUCAUCCUGAGUCUCUGUGUAUGGGGUUGUCAUGGCAACACCCGCACGGCGCCCCGGGUGCACCUGUCAUAUAAAGAGUUACUGGAGACAAAAACCAUACGGCCGUUCAGUUUUUCCUUCAACACCAGCGACUACCGAAUACUUCACAUGGACCAAGACCAAGGCAGACUCUACCUGGGCAGCCGUGAAUACGUGGUCUCCCUAGACAUGCAAAAUGUCAAUAAAGAACCACUUAUUAUUCACUGGCCUGCGACAGCACAGAGAAAGGGAGAGUGUAAAUUAACUGGAAAAGGUGGACAGGGAGAGUGUGCAAACUUUGUGCGUCUGAUUGAGCCAUGGAACAGAACUCACCUGUACACAUGCGGCACAGGUGCUUAUAAACCCAUCUGCACCUUCAUCAACAGAGGCUGGAGGGCUGAGGAAUAUCUCUUCCGACUUGUUCCUGGUUAUGUUGACUCUGGAAAAGGAAAGUCUCCAUAUGAUCCCCACCAGGAGAACGCAGCAGCUCUGAUCAAUGGGAAUCUGUAUGCCGGGGUACACGUGGACUUCAUGGGUACAGAUCCUGCCAUCUUUAGAACCUUGGGGGACCGUCCCGCUGUCAGAACAGAGCAGUAUGAUUCCCGAUGGCUUAACGAGCCUGUGUUUAUAAAAAUCCAGAAGAUUCCAGACAGCGCGGAGAAGAACGAUGACAAGCUUUACUUUUUCUUUCGGGAAAAGAGCUUUGACGCUUCAGGGGGCAGCGCUCCGAGCGUUCUCGCUCGAGUGGGCAGAGUCUGUCUGAAUGAUGAUGGAGGUCAAAGGUCAUUAGUGAAUAAGUGGACGACGUUCCUCAAAGCACGACUCGUCUGCUCUGUGAUUGGUGCAGACGGGGUUGAGACUUACUUUGAUGAACUGAGAGAUGUUUUUAUUCAGAGUACCCAUGAUGAACGUAACCCCAUCGUGUAUGCUGUGUUCUCCACGGCUGGCUCUGUUUUUAAAGGCUCUGCCGUGUGUGUGUACUCUAUGGCUGAUAUCAGAAAUGCCUUCAAUGGGCCUUUCUCUCACAAACAUGGUCACAACUACCAGUGGACUCCUUACACUGGUAAAAUCCCCUACCCUCGUCCGGGCACUUGUCCCGGAGGAACCUUCACGCCUGAUCUCCACACCACUAAAGCUUUUUCGGACGAGGCUGUAAAUUUUGUCCGUGCCCAUCCUCUGAUGUAUCAACCUAUAUAUCCGAUACACAAACGCCCCCUGGUGGUCAGGACUGGUGUGGACUACCGUUUCACCACCAUUGCUGUGGACCUGGUGGAUGCUGUGGAUGGAAGAUAUGAGGUGCUCUUCCUGGGCACAGAUCGUGGAACAGUUCAGAAGGUGAUUGUCUUACCAAAAGACAUCAGCACAACUGAAGAGCUCAUUUUAGAGGAGGUGGAAGUUUUUAAGACAUCAGCAGCCGUCAAAACUCUGAAGAUAUCUACUAAAAGGCAACAGUUGUAUGUGUCAUCAGAAAGGGGUCUUACCCAGGUGUCCCUGCACAGGUGUGCUGUUUACGGUAAGGCCUGUUCAGACUGCUGCCUGGCCAGAGACCCCUACUGUGCCUGGGAUGGAGAAACCUGUUCUGCUUUCACACCAGCUACAAAAAGGAGAAGCAGGAGGCAAGAUAUCAAACACGGAGAUCCUUUACGGCAGUGCCGGGGCUUUAACGCUAAAGUAGAGAAGCGUCUGAGGGAAACGGUACAGUUUGGGGUUGAAGGCAGCAGCACAUUUCUGGAGUGCCAGCCGAGGUCUCCUCAGGCCACAGUCAAAUGGCUCUACCAGAAGGACGGCAAGAGGAAAGCACUCAGUCGAGAUAAAGACAUCUUGAAGACAGGUCAUGGCAUCCUGAUAAAAUCUCUCACCCAAUCAGACGCCGGGCUCUAUCACUGCCUGGCAACCGAGAACAACUUCAAACACACCGUGGCCCGCAUCUCUCUACGGAUCCUGGACCGGGAGAUCGUUGAUGCGCUGACUGAGCCAGACAUCUCCAUUGAGCACCGUCGCCAUCAUUCCCAUCAUCACCCUCCACCUCCGCCCCCACCUUUCCAGACCCUCCCACCCCCUCUUCAGUCCCACCCACAAGCAGAGGUGCGUCUCAUGAACCAGUACUGCCAGUCUUACAGGCAGCAGCAGAUACAAAGCCAAGCCAACAAACCCAAACGCAACAACCGCAGACACACAGGAGAAGAGGAAGAGGAGGAGCCACAGGAUCAGUGAGUCAGAUGAGAUUGUGGAACGGCCGCCAGGCUGCCAGUGUCCCAUCUACUGUGUGAACAGUGUCAUUCUUGUACUCCUCCAGGCAAACUCAAGUUGUUUGCUGAUUCGAUUAGUUUGUUUCAAUUGUUGAAUUGGACUUCGAACUAUGUUUUGAGGUACACUUUGGUAUUCUAUAUACUCCCCAGCCAGUUUCUUUCAUGUGUGUGACAUGCACAUGCCCCAUGCUGAGGUUUAAACACAAUGGCUCUCAGUGGUUACAAUGAAUUCCUAAAGAAAAAUCCAGCUAAACCAGCAAAACUACUGCCAUGUUAUGUAAAAUAUAAGCUAUUCCCUUUUAAAGUUACAUAGAUUCAGUGUAAAUACUAAACGGACGUUUUUGAAAUUAUGUUUGCUCAAUGUUAAAGCAAUGCGGGAUUGUGUUUCAGAUCACUUAUUCCAGGUUUUCAAACUUUUUGUCAGCCGAACCCCUUUGACCUAAAUCAUUUACUUGAAGUAGGCUACCCCCGAGAGGUACUCGCCCUGAGGAAGUAAAUGUUUCAUUAAUUUAUUAGCACAUUUGCAUGUUUAACUUCAAAACAUUUAUUUUGUAUCUGUUUUGAAGUUUUUAUCAGUAGUAUUUUACAUAUCUGUUGUUAUUUCUAAACGUUUCUUUGCCAUUUAAUUUUUUUCCAAAGGUUUGAGAACCCUGGUUUAUUCCAUCUGGCAUUUCUAAACCCCUAGACGGUGAAAUUAUUAAGCAGUCAAAAAAGAUCAUAUGCUGAGGAUAAAGACAUUAUUUGAACUGAGCUCAUCUGAAAGACGCAAUAUAUCUUUGACCAUGGAAGCUUUACUCUUCUUGAAAUUUACAGUUUUGAUAGUUUUCUAUAGUUCACCUGUAGUUCUGAAGUUCAUUUUGGUUUUGAGUUAAGUCUUGAUCAAUGACAGAAAUUACAAGCUUAGUUGUACAAAGUGUGUGACGUUUCAGUAUCAUUUGAACUGUUGGUGCAUCGGUUUAAAAUUGUUUUACUCACAACAAGGUGUAAAAUACUGAACAUAAGACAGCAUUGAAAAUCACAGUUUAACUGUUGGUCAGUAUAUUAAAAAUAAAUAAGUUUAACUUUUUAAACAAAAUAAUUGCGUAAUCCUAAAAAUAAAAUAAAAAUUAGCAGCUCUAAUUUUACUAACUGUAAUGUGAUUGGCUCAUUGCCCAGGAAAUAUGUUUCAUUAAGACAUGACUGUGGACCAAAAUAAAAGUCAUGACAACACACAUUUUGCAAAAAUAAAAGUUCUUAGGAAUUAAUGAUCAGCCUUUUCUGAUUAAUAAAAUCGGACCUGCUACUUUAUUAGCUGUAGUGUGAAAAGCUUUGGAUAUGGUUCAGAAUGCUAAAAGUAUUUUUUGUCCUGUAAUUGUUUUCCAAACCACUAUAAUCAAACAAACCUUUCAUUUACUGCUGUAUAUAGGUAAAGAACGCAGAUCAAGCUUUUCAGUCUGGUCUCCAUAUGUGUUUGACUGUGGACUAUUAUGAUAGUCGGACCACUAGUAACAUUCUCACUGAGCAUUGCUACAAACCACAAUCAGCUUUGCAAUGUCUUGUAUUCCAUGAUUUGUCAAUGGUGAAAUGUGGUCAUGUUUUUACUUGUGUAUAAACACAGUAUCUGUG
Triplophysa rosa is the source of this 4297-nucleotide messenger RNA. RefSeq names its product sema domain, immunoglobulin domain (Ig), short basic domain, secreted, (semaphorin) 3Gb (gene sema3gb). The record is from RefSeq and is a predicted model, not a curated record. Gene Ontology annotation, biological process: negative regulation of axon extension involved in axon guidance; negative chemotaxis; axon guidance. The transcript has 18 exons. Gene Ontology annotation, molecular function: semaphorin receptor binding; chemorepellent activity. Lineage: Eukaryota; Metazoa; Chordata; Actinopteri; Cypriniformes; Nemacheilidae. Bases 408 to 2657 code for a protein of 749 amino acids.